Molecule: messenger RNA, 4340 nt
Organism: Dendrobium catenatum
Lineage: Eukaryota; Viridiplantae; Streptophyta; Magnoliopsida; Asparagales; Orchidaceae
Product: protein GIGANTEA
Exons: 15
Coding region: 578-4075 (1165 amino acids)
Biological process (GO): response to stress; regulation of long-day photoperiodism, flowering; regulation of circadian rhythm
Cellular component (GO): nucleus
Source: RefSeq, a predicted model, not a curated record
GCCACGUAGGUACGGGGAGAAGAUCGGGAGGGCGUAGCCCAGCUUCCGUUUAUUGAUUGCUCCCCCGGAUGCCGAACUAUCUAUCCUUCCUUCUGCCACCGGAAAAUAAAUCUAUAUCUUCCUCCUUUUUUUCAUCUACAGAAAAAAAAAUCAGUUUUUUCAACGAUUUCUCUUCCCAUCUGUAUCUCUUUCUCCGCUACUCCUACCCGUUCUAAAUCAGCACAGGUACUUUCAAAGUCCAGACAUAGCUUCAGCUAGAACUACGACUAAUAUUCUGACUUAGCUCCCGAUCGAUUGCAAUAUACUCUUUAGAAUUUUUUUGGAGCCUGAGAAGACGAUGAUGAUGAUAUGGUGUCUCAAAAAAAGUUAAGUUUGUCCGAAGAUUGAGGCUUUGCUUUGUUGAGACACAGAGAGGGCAAAGCAGGGUCUGGUUUUUAUUGAGUGAGUUAUAUUUUUUUUGUGUUUUGGUUGCCUUCUACGCUUGUUCUUGCGCACCGUUCGUGGUGGAAGCUCUUUUGAGCGAGUAUUUUGGUUCCCGAAUAAGCGGAUAAAAAGGGAUUCGAUCAGGCUGAAUAGUAUGUCUGCAUCGUGCCAGAAGUGGAUCGAUGGCCUUCAGUUCUCCUCCUUGUUGUGGCCGCCACCUCAAGAUGAGCAGCAGAGACAGGUGCAAAUUAUGGCCUAUGUUGAAUAUUUUGCUCAAUUUACUUCUGAACAAUUCCCAGAAGACAUAGCUCAGCUAAUCCAGAGGCAUUAUCCAUUUCAUGAGAAGCGUCUUCUUGAUGAUGUGUUGGCAAUAUUCUUCCUCCAUCAUCCUGAGCAUGGGCAUGCUAUUGUGCAUCCAAUUCUAUCAUGUAUAAUUGAUGGGACCUUAGUGUAUGGAAAGAAUGAUUCGCCAUUUAAUUCGUUCAUAUCUUUAAUCAGCCAGACAAAUGAGAAAGAAUAUUCUGAACAGUGGGCUCUGGCCUGUGGUGAGAUUUUACGUGUUUUGACUCACUACAAUCGACCAAUUUACAAGUCUGAACCCCGCAAUGUUGAAGUAGAAAGAAGUAGCAGUGGAAACCAUGCUACUACAAGUGAAUCUAGUGAAGGGGAAUCCUGUAAUAGUCCUGAUCGGAAGACAAUGCGUCCUUUGACUCCAUGGAUUACUGAUAUACUGCUUUCUGCACCUCUGGGAAUAAGGAGUGAUUAUUUCCGAUGGUGUGGUGGAGUCAUGGGGAAGUAUGCUGCUGCUGGAGAACUAAAGCCCCCAACAACUGCUUGUAGUCGACAAUCUGGAAAGCAUCCUCAGCUUAUGCCAUCAACUCCAAGGUGGGCUGUCGCCAAUGGUGCUGGUGUCAUAUUAAGCGUUUGUGAUGAUGAAGUUGCUCGUUAUGAGACUGCAAAUUUAACAGCAGCUGCUGUACCUGCACUUCUCUUACCUCCUCCUACAACUCCUUUAGAUGAGCACCUAGUAGCAGGACUGCCAGCACUUGAGCCAUAUGCUCGUUUGUUUCAUCGGUACUAUUCCAUUGCUACUCCAAGUGCGACACAGAGGCUUCUUCUUGGACUUCUUGAAGCACCUCCAUCAUGGGCUCCAGAUGCACUUGAUGCAGCAGUUCAACUUGUAGAACUCCUAAGGGCGGCUGAGGAUUAUGCAUCUGGCAUGAGGCUUCCUCGAAACUGGAUGCAUUUACAUUUCUUGCGUGCAAUUGGCACCGCAAUGUCAAUGAGGUCAGGUAUUGCUGCAGAUGCUGCAGCUGCUUUGCUCUUUCGUAUACUUUCACAACCCAUGCUACUAUUUCCUCCGUUGAGGCAGACAGAAGGAGUUGAAGUCCAGCAUGGACCCUUGGCUGGUUACAUAUCUUCUUAUAAGAAACAGCUGGAAGUUCCUGCUGCUGAAGCCACUAUUGAGGCAACCGCACAAGGAAUCGCCUCAAUGCUAUGUGCUCAUGGCCCAGAUGUGGAAUGGAGGAUCUGUACCAUCUGGGAGGCUGCUUAUGGUUUGCUUCCCUUGAGUUCAUCAGCUGUUGAUUUACCAGAGAUAGUAGUGGCAGCACCAUUGCAACCUCCUACGCUAUCUUGGAGCUUGUACUUACCACUGCUAAAAGUGCUGGAGUACUUACCUCAAGGAAGUCCAUCUGAAGCAUGUCUUAUGAGAAUAUUUGUUGCUACUGUUGAAGCCAUACUUCGAAGAACGUUUCCACAAGUUACAUCUUUUGAGCAGUCAAAAAAGUCAAGUAAUAAUGGAGGCAUGUGGCCCAACACUAAGAGCUUGGCAGUGGCUGAGCUCCGCACAAUGGUUCAUUCUCUGUUCCUAGAAUCAUGUGCAUCUGAGGAUCUAGCCUCUCGCCUUUUGUUUGUAGUGCUAACUGUUUGCAUCAGCCAUGAAGCUUUGCCAAAUGGAAGCAAGAGGCCUACGGGAAGCAUUCAUCUUUCUUCAGUUGAGGUUGCUAAUGAACUGCAGAUACUUGAUUCUAAACAAUCUGGGAGGAGUAGAAGCAGGAGAAAACAUGGUCCUACUGCAACAUUUGAUUCGUAUGUUUUGGCCGCUAUAUGUGCAUUGUCUUGUGAACUUCAGUUGCUCCCUUUGAUCACAAAAAAUGGCUUUCAUCCAGAUUCUGAAGAUCCUGUUAGAUUGGCAAAGGCAGCAAAAACCAAUGGUUUUUCUCAAAAGGUACAUGACGGUAUGAGUUCAGCAGCUCAGCACACUUGCAGAUUUCUUAAAAUUUUAGAAGCUCUUUUCUCACUGAAACCAUCAUCGGUUGGAACUUCAUGGAGUUAUAGUUCCAAUGAGAUUGUGGCUGCAGCUAUGGUUGCUGCCCAUGUUUCUGAAUUAUUUGGAAGAUCGAAGGCCUGCAUGAAUUCCCUUUCUGUUUUGAUGCGAUGCAAAUGGGAUAGUGAGAUUGGUGCAAGAGCUUCUUCCCUUUAUCAUCUAAUUGACUUGCAUGGUAAAACAGUUGCUUCUAUAGUUGACAAGGCAGAACCACUUGAAGCGAACUUGAUACUUGUACCACGAAGGAAGGACAGCUCAUUGUGUUCAACUGGUGUGCUGCCAUUGAGUUCUUCAAGUAGUAGCAGCUUAAAGACAGAGGAUAAUGCUUCCAUUCAAUCUAAGAACUCUUCAAUGGCUCCCAUAAAAUGUGAGAAGGCAAAGUUGAUAAAUUAUAUGGCUGUGGAUACGUCAGAGAAAAGCAUGGAACGUUUUUCUGAUGAUGCGUCUGAUCUUGCAAAUUUUCUUACUAUGGAUUGGAAUGGGCGAUUCAACCGCACUUCACAGGCUCUUCUAAGAUCAGUUCUUGCUGAGAAACAAGAGUUGUGUUUCUCUGUUGUUUCUUUGUUAUGGCACAAGCUAAUUGCUGCUCCUGAGACAAAAAUGAGUGCAGAAAGUACAUCCGCUCAGCAAGGGUGGAGACAGGUUGUAGAUGCCCUCUGUGAUGUUGUGUCAGCUUCUCCUACAAAAGCAUCAACUGCCAUCGUUCUUCAGGCAGAACGGGAUUUGCAGCCCUGGAUUGCAAGAGAUGAUGAGCAAGGCCAAAAAAUGUGGAGGAUCAACCAGCGAAUCGUGAAGUUAAUUGUCGAACUCAUGAGAAGUCAGGAAAGCCCAGAAACACUAAUUAUCCUUGCAAGUGCCUCGGAUCUUCUCCUUCGUGCAACUGAUGGGAUGCUUGUAGAUGGUGAAGCCUGCACUCUACCACAGCUAGAGCUCCUGGAAAUGACAGCUAGAGCAGUCCACCUAGUAUCAAAUUGGGGAGAAACAGGCUUAGCCGUAGCUGAUGGCCUUGCUAAUCUUCUCAAAUGUCGAUUGCCAGCCACUGUCCGCUGUCUCUCUCAUCCUAGUGCUCUUGUGCGAGCUCUCAGCAUAUCAGUUCUUCGAGAUAUUAUGAAUACCGGCCCCAUCAAUUCCUCUAAAUAUACAAAUGAGAGGUUACAUUUGUAUGAUCCCUCUUACCGAAGUCUGGGAUUGGGCAUCACAAACUGGCAUGCGGACAUUGAGAAAUGUAUUAAAUGGGAAGCUCGAAGCAGGCGAGCAACUGGCAUGGCUCUCGCCUUGCUCGGCUCAGCUUCGAAGGAGUUGGGCUGCCCUCUUCCCAGUUAGCAUUUCUUACAGGCCAUGAUGCUGCUGCUGCAAUUAAUCCAGGCCGCGGCAAUUGACAUACGUUCACCGUGUUCUUUUUUUAAACCAUAUGUAACGUUAUAAUGUCAUUAUGUGCUAUUUAAUGUUGUAAUGUGCGUUAUUUAGUUUUGGCUGUGUAGAUAUGAACAACCAACAUGACAUUGGUUUACAUCAAAUGGCCACUUGCAAUGUUAAUUGAAAUCAUUAAGGUAUCCUAUCUCACAAUAAGGACUGAAUUAUUGGAUCU